AUAUUUCAAAGCGUAUCGUGAUGGCUGAUAUGUAUUACCGUCUUGUCACAUUUAUUGUCGAUGUCUGUCCACAGCCACUCAGAAAGUUAUUUCACAAAUAUGCAGAGGCAGAUUUCACUAAAGGACAACCAUUCACCAUCAAAGCUUACAUAGCGCUUCGCCGUCAAAAACUUUCCCAAAUAAAAUCACUGACUCGAGAUCAAAAGAAUCGGCUGUUCCAUGUAAGACCAAUAGAUAUUGAUGACUGGGAUUCUUCUCUUCUAGUAUUGUUGCUAACAGAAUUGUUUGAAUCUAAUACCAGACCAUUGCUAGGACAUUUGAAACUAAUCAAGGAACAUAGAAAUACCUUGCAACAUUUUCCAAGUACAGAAAAAAUAGAUUUCAAACAAUAUAAUGAUAUUUGGAAUGACCUUCGUGAUUCAACACUAGAAAUUGCGAAAAAUGCUGUUGGUGAAACAUAUAAGAAUGAAAUGAAAGAUGAAAUUGAAAAAACGUCGGUCAAUAAUAUGCCUAACUUGGGAGACGUGUUGCGUAAAUGGUAUAGUGACAAAAUUCUGUGCCUGGAAAGUGAUGUCAAAAUUUUACAAAAUGAAAUGUUGGAUGUAUCAGUUGGAACGGAGGAGGCAAACAAAAUUUUAAAAUCAACCUCCUGGGACAAACACACUCGAACGACAGGAGUAACUUCAAGGAGAUGGAAGAGUGUAAAUCCAAGGGUGAAACAUAUGCAAG
Molecule: messenger RNA, 729 nt
Organism: Ruditapes philippinarum (Manila clam)
Lineage: Eukaryota; Metazoa; Mollusca; Bivalvia; Venerida; Veneridae
Exons: 2
Source: RefSeq, a predicted model, not a curated record